AGUUGAUUUAUUGCAGCAGGCCGCAGCAGAAGGAGACGCGCUGUAAAUGGCCACCUCCAUCUCCUGAAAACGAGACCAACAAAGAUUACACGGAAAAUGAACGUCGACUUUUAAUGAAUCACUGAGAUCCUGAAUUCUGUCAUAUAUUACAACGUGUUUUGUAGACCCUGCACAGGGAUUGCUGUCCAGUGGACUUAAAGUCCAGUUUGGUGUCAGCAUACACAUCCUCCAAAGUGAUGGACGGCAAGGAAAACUCCAAUGCCACUUCUGGAAGUUUUGCCACAAAUCUGGACCACACGAAACCAUGCUGGUACUGGGAUAAAAAGGAUCUAGCCCGCACUCCAUCCCAGUCCGACGGCCUCGACCCGGCCACAGAAGCCCGUUACAGACGAGAGGGAGCCAGGUUCAUAUUCGAUGUCGGAACUCGUCUGGGACUACAUUAUGAUACGUUGGCUACUGGAAUAACAUACUUUCAUCGUUUUUACAUGUUUCAUUCUUUUAAACAGUUCCCAAGAUAUGUUACUGGGGCUUGCUGUCUUUUCUUGGCUGGUAAAGUGGAAGAAACCCCUAAGAAGUGCAAGGACAUCAUUAAAACAGCUCGCAGUCUGCUAAACGAUGUGCAGUUUGCCCAGUUUGGAGACGAUCCGAAGGAGGAGGUCAUGGUCUUGGAAAGGAUUUUACUGCAGACAAUAAAGUUUGAUUUACAAGUCGAACACCCGUAUCAGUUUCUCCUGCGCUAUGCUAAACAGCUAAAAGAAGAUCACUCGAGGAGUUGUUUUUCAGGUGAUAAAAACAAGGUUCAGAAGCUUGUGCAGAUGGCCUGGACCUUUGUCAAUGACAGCAGUCUCUGCACAAUGUUGUCCCUACAAUGGGAGCCAGAGAUAAUAGCAGUGGCUGUCAUGUACCUCGCCGGCCGACUCUGUAAGUUUGACAUCCAGGAGUGGACGUCCAAGCAGUCUUCUCGCCGGUGGUGGGAGCAGUUUGUACAGGACGUACCAGUAGAGCUGCUGGAGGACAUCUGCCACCAGAUCCUGGACUUGUACUCUCAGGGUAAGCAGCCAAUACCCCAGCAGCCUCAAAUUCAGGAGAAGGAGAAACCCCCACCUCCUCCUGUGGCCCUUCCCAGCCAGUCGGGAGGGCAGAACCCACCUGCUCAACCACCUAUAAAGAAGAACUCCCCACAGGCCAGCCCACCUGCCAAGAUGAAACGGCAACAUGUUUCUCCUAAAGAAGAACCCAAAGCUCCAACAGAGCAAGUUGGGUCUAAGAUACCAAGACUGGAGAGUCCUAUGCCCCCUCUUCCUGUUUCUCAACCCCCGGAUCGCAAGGCUCCAUCUGCCAUCCCAGCACCGCCUGCUGAAGCAGAACCGGCCACAUCAAUCGACAUCGACCCAGCACAGGGGCCGGCUCCUCCUCUGCCGCAUGGAGCCCCGCCUCCUUUACCUCACCGCCCGCCUCCCCCACCCCCCUCCAGCUAUAUCAUGGGAAUGUCCACGUCCAGUUCGUACAUGUCAGGGGAGGGAUUUCAGAGUCUGCAGUCUAUGAUGAAGACCGAAGGGCCCUCGUAUGCGCCUAUGCCCCCUUCGUACGGUCUACCGUACCACCCGCACGUCUAUCCGCAUCAAAACCCUCCAGGCCCACCACCUCCAUCCACUUACCCCCCUCCCAACCUGCCACCACCCACCCCAUCUUACCCCCCUCCAGGUUACAACCCCAGCUACCCCCCUCCUCCUCCACGUAUGCCACCAGGACACAAUGUACCACCUCCUGUAAUGGGCUUGCCACCUGCUGGGUACCCACCUCCGCCUGUGCCCCCUGGGCAACCUCAGGUGCCCCUUCCACCCCAUGCCAUGCCACCUGUGGCAGGAAUGAACAGAGGAGCUUGGAUGAGAUGAGAUGUUUUGUAUGAAUGUAGUUUUGGCAGUUAAUAAAAGUUAUUUUUUCCUCUC
Molecule: messenger RNA, 1949 nt
Organism: Paramisgurnus dabryanus
Lineage: Eukaryota; Metazoa; Chordata; Actinopteri; Cypriniformes; Cobitidae
Gene: ccnk
Product: cyclin K
Biological process (GO): regulation of transcription by RNA polymerase II
Molecular function (GO): cyclin-dependent protein serine/threonine kinase regulator activity
Source: RefSeq, a predicted model, not a curated record